AUGGCGUGCGAUCCGGUUCUACUACUACCAACGGGCACAUUCUUGAAUGAAACGAUUAAAAUCUUGGACAAAACAGAAUCUCCUCCUGAUUCUUACGAUUUUGAGCGUGGUUGUUGGUGUAUUAGGUGGUGGACUGCUCAGGAUCCUCAAGCCCUCCCCGGAUGUAGUGCAAUAUAUUGGUUUCCCAGGAGAGUUGUUCAUGAAUAUGCUGAAGGCAAUGAUUUUACCGUUGAUUGUUGCCAGUUUGAUAUCAGAACUGUAACAUGA
This is a messenger RNA of Necator americanus (New World hookworm), 267 nucleotides long. RefSeq lists its product as uncharacterized. Bases 1 to 267 code for a protein of 88 amino acids. The transcript is spliced from 4 exons. Lineage: Eukaryota; Metazoa; Nematoda; Chromadorea; Rhabditida; Ancylostomatidae. The record is from RefSeq and is a predicted model, not a curated record.